UGAUAUUGUUUUAUUGAAAACAUUUGCAACGCACGUCAAAAAGUUGUAUUUUUCUCAAAGAAUUAUAAACAGAAUACCGUUAAAACCAUCAUAAACUAUGUCUUUGGUUGCAUACGCGGCGAGCAGUGAUGAGGAAUCAGAUAAUGAUGAAGAGUCAACUCCUACGCAAGUGCAAUUAAUAAAACCAACCGCUGCGACUCAAAAUGGAGGACCACCAGUAAAAGCGACUGAACCCAAUGGACAUAUUAGUGAUGACGACGACGACUAUAUACCUCAAGAAGUAUCCUUACAGGAGCUGAAGGCGACUUCUACGGGUCGGCUAUUGCUUAGCCUGCCGAAGCCAAAAGUGGCUGCUGAGCCAAAUCCGCAGGAGCAAAAGGAAGAUGACCAAGUGGCCCAGGCAUUUGCGAAGCUGCCUAUGCCAAGGACCUCAAAAAAAGUAGCGGCUAUUAUCGAAGAAGUGGACGACGAGUUCUUACACAAAAAGGCAAUACCCACCGCAGGUAGCGGUACAUUGGAAAAACCACCGCCAGCUGCGGCCAGGGGACGCGUUAAAAUUAGUAUACCAUCACUCAGCGAGUACGCUGAUGUGGACAAGGAGCUGGCGGAAAAACUGAAAACAAAACAACCGCAGCUCAAGUCAACAAAGGGCUGUGGCUUGCUGAGCAUUUUACCACAGGCUAAAUCUGAGCGUGAUUUCGCAAGAAAACCGGAGCCAGUGUCAGUCAAGCCUACUAACAAAAACGAUCCAACUCCACAGCCCAGCAAGAAUGCUCUGAAAAUCAAUACCUCUCCAGCGUUCGUACCGGAUACAGUUAAACAAAGACGCACUGCUCAUAAUACCGAAGGAGUCGAUGGAAUUAAAGCGCCGUCUGCAAAGCCAUCCAAGCCUUCCAAACCAACUGCCUCACUGGUGAGCGUCAGCGACAGUGAAGACGAGGAAGAGGUAGCCAAUGCUGGUGACUUUUUCUCGCUGAACAGCGAACAGCAGUUGCCAGAGGUUAGCAGCAACGAGAUUAGCGCCUUGGUGGCCAAGCGAGCAGCCAAAAUGAUGGAAGCCAGUAACAAGUAUUUGACGGAGGUGGAAGAACGUAAGGUAGAUGAAGAGGAGGUGAUGCAAGUAGAAUCCGAACAGCUGCAGCAUGCGCAGAAACGCUAUCAUCAGCAAUUGAAUACGGAGGCCAUGGAUGCGCUCGUUGGCAAGAAUGCUAAGAGGCGACGUAAGGAGGUAAAGGAAAUGCAGGUGAUUGACAUUGUUGGCGAUCAAGUGAUGCCCGAUCGCGAGGAAUGGAUGCGUACAGCGUUGGCAUCGGCCACCACAUUCCAACCAACGGGCGUGCUGACGGAUGAAGAGCCAGUGGCGGGCACAAGGCGUAAACAUCAAAUCACAUACCUGGCACACAAAGCGAAGGCGAAUGAAGCCGAAUUGCAGGCCAUGUGGUCGGCCAAUAGGCAAACGCGUCGAGCCACACAAAGCAAAUACGGAUUUUAAUGAAUCCUCUUUGCG
Molecule: messenger RNA, 1507 nt
Organism: Drosophila hydei
Lineage: Eukaryota; Metazoa; Arthropoda; Insecta; Diptera; Drosophilidae
Product: proline-rich protein PRCC
Exons: 1
Coding region: 98-1492 (464 amino acids)
Cellular component (GO): nucleus
Source: RefSeq, a predicted model, not a curated record